AUGUGGGCGCACCAAAGCGCACGAAGCUGUGUCAGCCACGCCAAGAAGCAAGCUAAUGACGGUGAUAUCGGCGCAUUCAGCGACAAUGGUCAACGUCAAGCCACCUCACGCCAGAUGGACGACUACAGAGAAGGCCCCUAUGCAGCUUGCAUCAAGCAUAGCCUGCUCGGCAUGGCAACGUCCACCGACGCCCCACCGACUAGGCGAGUCUUCGUUGCUCGACUCUCCGAAGUGGUUCCGAACGUAGACCUCAGAGAAGAGCUCGGAGAUACGCAAGGCCAACGGCCGGCCAUGACCUCACGACCUCACGACCUCACUACAAUCCGGGAAUGCUUUGAUUCGACAGGCUCGCUUCAAGCCUUGACCAUCGAUCCAGCCAAUCACCCCUUAGGAUGCCGGUCGUCAGAGGCAAUCCUUUCCGCGCUGAUGCUGGUCAUGUCCAGUGAAAGUUUCCUGAUACCGCAGGCGUUCGCCUCGGUGUGUUCCGAGUGCAGCUUCCAAACUCGCAACAGAAGAUGCCUCCUUCUAGCCAUUGUGCGCUCAGUCCUGUGGGGUGUGGCGUCGGACCGAGUUGGCCGAGUGGAGGAUGCAUUCAUGCGAGGAACACGUUGCGAGAAGGCGCCGACGCUGUUUGUUGGCAUUGCCAGACCAUCGUGCAAAGAUGCGCACCAGCACCAGAUUCUGCAUGUGAUUCGUCCAGUGGCACUCGGCGUCGCGCAAGGUGCAGGCAAGAUCGCCAUGAUUCCGCGCGCAUCACUAGCAGAGAAAGUGGGCGAGACACCGGUCAAAUCCGCGGACCCGAGUUCCACCCCAACCUCGGCUGCCUCGGCCAUGUGGUGA
Molecule: messenger RNA, 840 nt
Organism: Moesziomyces aphidis
Lineage: Eukaryota; Fungi; Basidiomycota; Ustilaginomycetes; Ustilaginales; Ustilaginaceae
Source: the annotation of a GenBank genome assembly